Messenger RNA from Gaeumannomyces tritici R3-111a-1, 2120 nucleotides. RefSeq lists its product as hypothetical. Gene Ontology annotation, cellular component: cytoplasm. The coding region runs from base 265 to 1929 and encodes 554 amino acids. The record is from RefSeq and is a predicted model, not a curated record. The transcript has 2 exons. NCBI's taxonomy places the organism in Eukaryota, Fungi, Ascomycota, Sordariomycetes, Magnaporthales, Magnaporthaceae.
UGGAAAACAAAAUCCAAACAAAAAGCCAAUCUAUCACGUCGCAACCCAUCGCAUCGCAUCGCAUCGCAUCCCCAGCUACAGCCCAGACGAGACCCGAGAGACGAGAGACGACGCUCUGUCGUGUGUCUGGAUAUCUCCCACUUGGCCCGUGUCGCGGCCGCCCAACCGAACUAGACGACGAGCUGUGCGUGCCCGUUCCAGUGUCAGUCAGUUGUCGCUAAGCUACCCGCCACUUUUUGCGCCAGCCCUGGCUCCUCGCCAGCCAUGGCCUCCCUCCCGCCAAGCUCGCCACGGCUCCCGAGUCCCCCUCCUCCAGCCGAGAUCCAGCUCGGCCCCAAGCCGCCAUCGGCGGGAAGCACGGCCAACCGCCACGCCCAGCAGAUGGAGCAGACGGCCCUCGAUGCCAACUCAAAGCGCCGCAUCCAUCCCGGCACCAGGUCCGCCGACAUGGCGGCCGGUCCGCCGCUGGUGCCGCUGAGCGAGCUCGACUCUGCCUUCCAGCUCCAGGAGCACCUGGCGGCGCUUCACUACCACCACACAGCGACCAACACGAACCCCGUCACUCGCGAGACGGCCACCAUCCUGGCCACGCCGCCGCCCGGGAUCGACCGCUCGCUGUGGCUGUACGAGCUCUGCCGUUUCCUGAUCGAGCAGUGCAACGGCCUCAUCGUCGGCUUCCUGUUCGACACGCCGCCGUGCAGCGCCGCCACUUGCCCUGAGAUGCGCGCAUCCGAGUGGCAGUUCCUGUGCGCAGUCCACGACCAGCCCAAGUCGUGCUGCGCCAUUGACUACUGCUGCCACACUCUCGACUGGGCCGCCAACGUGGUCACGAACCCCCAGAUCUUCCCCUCACGCUUCGUCGCCCUCUCUGACGCCCACGACAAGGGCGCCGCCGUUAAGAACCUCGUCAAUGUCUUCCGCCGCCUUCAUCGCAUCUUCGCCCACGCCUGGUUCCAGCACCGCGGCGUCUUCUGGACCGUCGAGGGCCAGGCGGGGCUUUACGUCCUCUUCAAGACUGUCUGUGACAUGUACGACCUCCUGCCAAGCGAGAACUACAAGCUUCCACCCGAGGCCGAGGGUCUGGAAGCCCCCCGCGCCUUCACACCGUCCGGAGGGGACUCUCACCCGCAGCAGCCGCAGCAGCAGCCGCAGCAGCAGCCUCCGUCACAUCUGGGAAUGAUGCAACCAACCUCCAUCGCCCGCCCGCGCAGCCAGGGCGCCCAGUCGGACGGGGAUGGCGAUAAUCUCAACGCCGCCGGUAGCAGGAUAGGCACUAGAAGGCACAUCCGCAACAGCCCGUCAACGGGGAGCGCCGUGACAACCGUCAUGGAGAGUGACGAGGACGACGGUGCUGGUUCCGUGGCGAACCGUUUCAGGCAGAUGCGCAUUGUUGAGGCCGCAAUUCCUGAGGAUGAUCCGGAUGCUGCCGAAGUUCCUGUCAUCGUCGAGCACAUGGCCCCGGCCCCGCCAGCAGAGGGAGGCGCUGCUCAGGCCGCCGAUGCCGCCGGAGCUGCAACGGUAGACAAGCCGGAUGACCAAAUCUCGGCCGCUGCAGAGGCUGAUGCCUCGGACUCUGCCGAUGACGUUACCGUGGUGUCGGCUAACCUAGAUGAUUCUUCUGUGACGACGGAACAAGCGCCCGGGGAGGAGACAGGAGUGCCUGAUGACGACGUGGAAAAGCAGCAAGAGCCCAGCGCCGAGUCAAAUGGACCUAUUGCCCCGGAUGCAGGCGCCACCAGCGUCACUGACUUUGCCCAGCAGACGGAGGUUGCCCCAGAGACGGGUGAUGGAGCGGCCACCGAAGCCGCCGCGUCUGUUGACAAAUCAGAGGGAGCUGAAGCGCAGGGCGCCGAAGACACGACGGAUGCGAAGAAGUCGGAAGCAGCAGAGGAGGCCAAGGAGCCGGUCGGAGCGCCCGAAGCGAAAUAAUGGCAGUUUACAACGUGGUUAAGGACAAGCAAAGCUGGACGGCGGAACAACCCCUGUUCGUUCUUGGGCCUGUUUGUGAUUGUGUUCUCUUCUUGUGCAGGGCAGGGCAGGGCCGGGACCGGCCAGGCAGUUCGGAUAGAUGUUUUCGGAAAAUAGUAUCAUAAUAUAGUGUCUACUCUGUGCUGUGGUCG